This is a messenger RNA of Dovyalis caffra, 837 nucleotides long. The record is from the annotation of a GenBank genome assembly. NCBI's taxonomy places the organism in Eukaryota, Viridiplantae, Streptophyta, Magnoliopsida, Malpighiales, Salicaceae.
AUGAAAAUGUGUACUUCUAAGAAACUCAAGUUCUUGUAUCUUGAUCUUCUAAGUCUCACCCUCAAUUUCUUCUUCACUACUUCUCUAUGCCAGGAUACUUCCACAAGUUUUUGUGGAAAAAUCCAAAUGCAAACUCCUUUCUUGAGUUCAAAUUCAACUGCUACAGUCCCGUUAAACCACAUGAUCCUAUGCAGAUCUCAGAAACUGUACUUUAGAACCUCUCUUGGUCUUUUUCCAGUCUCUUCCAUUGAUUAUGCAAGUAAAACACUAACCAUUUCUCAUCCUUCUUGUUCGUCUUCAAGGCACUACAUCUCUCCUUCACUUCUAUCUGCUGGUUUUCCAAUUCCACCACAACCCAAUUCACUUCUUCUCUUUAACUGCUCAAACAGUAAAUCUCCCAAGUCAUCAUUUAUGCUUAACUGCAGUCACUUGAAUCCAUGUGCAGCUUCUGCUAAAACUCAAGGGCAAAAACUUGAGGCCCCAUAUUCCUGUUUACUUGUGGAUGAUCUUGAAAAGCUUGACAAGGCUUUUCAUCCAAAAGAUUUGAACUGUUCACAUUACAGCCAAGUGUAUAGAAGGUCUCUAAAUGAUGACGACUACAAGGGAUAUGAAUUAGGUACAAGGAUAUCCUUUGACAUUCCUGAUCAUGCGCCAGAUAUCUGUAGUGAAUGCCAAAAAUCUAAUGGAAAUUGUGGCGUUGGGUUGAAGUGCAUCUGCCACCCUGAAGAUUGCAAAGACAAGGUCAUUUCUAUGGCAGGAUCAACUAAGCCUAUUUCCAAUGUCCUCUUAUCUGUACUUUCUUUCUUUGUAGUGUUGGUUUCCUUCUUCAAUUCUUGA